This is a messenger RNA of Drosophila montana, 5879 nucleotides long. RefSeq names its product glycine receptor alpha 1 (gene GluClalpha). The record is from RefSeq and is a predicted model, not a curated record. Gene Ontology annotation, biological process: nervous system process; signal transduction; chemical synaptic transmission. Bases 621 to 1979 code for a protein of 452 amino acids. Gene Ontology annotation, molecular function: chloride channel activity; transmitter-gated monoatomic ion channel activity involved in regulation of postsynaptic membrane potential; excitatory extracellular ligand-gated monoatomic ion channel activity. NCBI's taxonomy places the organism in Eukaryota, Metazoa, Arthropoda, Insecta, Diptera, Drosophilidae. The transcript has 12 exons. Gene Ontology annotation, cellular component: neuron projection; synapse; plasma membrane.
ACAGUUGACGUGUACGGUUUGUGUAACGGCAGCGUGCAACAGCAGCGUUACGAGAAAGCCAACAAACAGAACAAUUUCUAAGUUGCCUGCUAAACGCACACAAAGAACAACAACAUCAAUAACAACAACUGCAACAACAGCAAUGCAAGCAAAUACAACAAUAGUGUGCGCCAAUGAAAAUGUUAAAAUGUGAAAUACAAACAACAGCAGCUAACUAACAACUAACAAGCAGCAACAGCAACAACAACAACAACAACAACAACAAGAAGAGCACGUCAAGAGUCUCGCGCGCGUGUGAGUGUGCCAACGUGUGUGCGUGUGUGUGUGUGUGUGUGCGUGCGUGUGUCUGCGUGAGUGUGUGUGAGAGAGAGCGCUGCGUGUCACAUAUCAGCAAAAAGAAAGAAAGCAAAUAAGUUCAGUGGAGUUCGCGCAGCGCAGCAGCAGGAAAAUUCGUUCGACAGCAGCAGCAUCAACGGCAGCAGAGACGCCGGCAGCGACGCCAACAGCAGCUAGUCCCUCAAUACUUGGAUCACACAGCACACACACUCAGACAAGAGCUGAUCUAGAGCUUCAGCUAGAGGAUCAGUUUCAGCAGCUGGGUGGAGAGUUUGCGCCUAGCCAUGGGCACCGGACACUAUUUCUGGGCGAUCUUCUACUUUACCAGCCUGUGCAGCGCCUCACUAGCAAAUAAUGCCAAAAUAAAUUUCCGAGAAAAGGAGAAAAAAGUCUUAGAUCAAAUUUUAGGUGCAGGCAAAUACGAUGCCAGAAUACGACCAUCUGGAAUAAAUGGCACAGAUGGUCCAGCUGUUGUGCGCGUCAACAUAUUCGUUAGAAGUAUUUCGAAAAUCGAUGAUGUAACCAUGGAGUACAGUGUACAGUUAACUUUCCGAGAACAAUGGACGGAUGAGCGUCUCAAAUUCGAUGAUAUACAGGGUCGCUUGAAAUAUCUCACACUGACGGAGGCGAAUCGCGUGUGGAUGCCGGAUUUGUUCUUCUCCAAUGAGAAGGAGGGACAUUUUCACAAUAUCAUUAUGCCCAAUGUGUAUAUACGCAUAUUUCCCAAUGGUUCGGUGCUCUAUAGUAUACGCAUCUCAUUAACAUUGGCCUGCCCAAUGAAUCUCAAACUGUAUCCAUUGGAUAGACAAAUAUGCUCACUACGAAUGGCUAGCUACGGCUGGACCACCAACGAUUUGGUAUUCCUUUGGAAGGAGGGUGAUCCAGUGCAAGUGGUAAAGAACUUACACCUACCUCGCUUCACAUUGGAGAAGUUUUUGACUGAUUACUGUAACAGUAAAACCAACACGGGUGAAUACAGUUGCCUCAAAGUCGAUCUACUAUUCAAGCGAGAAUUCUCAUAUUACUUAAUACAAAUUUAUAUACCAUGCUGUAUGUUGGUCAUUGUCUCAUGGGUAUCAUUCUGGCUGGAUCAAGGCGCAGUGCCAGCGCGUGUAUCGUUAGGUGUGACCACUUUACUCACAAUGGCCACACAAACAUCGGGCAUUAAUGCCUCACUGCCGCCCGUAUCCUAUACAAAGGCAAUCGAUGUUUGGACCGGCGUCUGUUUGACGUUUGUCUUUGGGGCAUUACUUGAAUUCGCCCUGGUGAACUAUGCCUCCCGCUCAGGUUUGAAUAAAGCUAACAUGCAUAAGGAGAAUAUGAAAAAGAAACGUCGCGAUUUGGAGCAGGCCAGUUUAGAUGCCGCUUCAGAUCUGCUUGAUACAGAUAGCAAUGCAACAUUCGCAAUGAAGCCGCUGGUGCGUCAUCCAGGCGAUCCACUGGCGCUGGAGAAGCUGCGCCAAUGCGAGGUGCACAUGCAGCCACCGAAGCGUCCCAGCUGCUGUAAGACUUGGCUAUCCAAGUUCCCGACAAGAUCGAAGAGAAUCGAUGUUAUAUCACGCAUCACAUUCCCGCUGGUCUUUGCGCUCUUCAAUCUGGUCUACUGGAGCACAUAUCUCUUCAGGGAGGAGGAGGAUGAGUAAAUGCCGUUUACCUAUUUACAAAUAUUACUUUACUUUAUAAAUAUUAAACAAAAGCAAACAAAACUCAAAACUCUAAAUGCUGGCACCACAAUACCAAAGAUUGUACUAACCUAUUCUCUUUCUCUUAAUUUUCUACUUUCAUUUACUACUUUACGUUCCAAAUUCUGUUGCGUAUGGCUUUGUUCGGCUUGAUUUUUGCAUAUAUAUAUAACUAUAACUAUCUAUAUAUAUAUAUGAUUUUUGAUUCGAUUCAUUUGAUUACAACUACAAAAAGGACCUUCUAAAGCGCGUCCGCGUCCGCGUCUCUGAUAACCAAAGGCUAUGUAGAAUCCAACAUGAAAUUAUCCAGAUAUAUUUAUAUAUACACACAUAUACCGAUAUGUAUGUAUAUAUAGGUUAAUGCUUUGCAUGAUCAAAUGGGGCGAGACAAGGCUUCAAGGCAUUUCCACUAUAAGAAUUUUGAUUAAAACCAAAUAUAUUUACUAACUGUAAGUUAAGUUGAUCAACUACGACUGCAUAGUAGAUAAAAAAAAUUAAAUAAAACAACCAAGUAUAGAAAUUAAAAAAAAAAAAAAAGGAAACUAUUAAAAUGAUGUAUUUUAAAAUGACGAAACCGAGGCGAUUUGAUAAAACGCUUGCAGUUCGUUUGUUUCAAUUUGUUUUAAAUGUUCAAAAUUGUUAUACAUUUAGUAAAUUAUUUUUAGGCCUUAAACCAAAUACGUUUUGUUCAAAACUCGAUUAGUUUAGUUCGAAACAAAUUAGUAUUAAUUUGUACUUAAAAAUGCGCUAAGUUAGAUGUAAAAACAAAAAAAAAAAAACAAACAAAAAAAGAAAGUCGCACGACGUUUGUAAAUAUUGUCAUAUUGUCAAUAAGUUUUAAGCCAGCUAGUUUAUACACAAUUCGAAUUCUAAAAUGAAAAACAUAAAACAAAACAAUGCGUGUAGAUAAAUUUAAGUUUAGGCAUAAAUAAGCAACAAUAACGAACUCAACAAAUCCUAGGCAAAUUCAAUUAUUAUGUUCACAAUCGAAUUAAAAAUGAAAUGAAAAAAGAGGAUGAACAAAUAAAAUGCAGAACAUGAUUCAAUGUUUUGUUUAUUAAAUUAAUUCUCCAAGCACACACACACACACAGCAAAGUGCGUUUUUUUUUCUCUAGUUUAUGAUACCCUGGCAGGAAAGUACUAUUAAUAAAUGUCAUGUCCAUCUGCCUCCCAUUCUGUUCAAAACUAUGUGAGCACACGUACAUUUAUGUGACUCGAACUUGAAACAGAUGUUUGUUUUUCGCUGCUGAAGUUUAUGAACUUCGGAGCCCAUCGCAUCGAAUUUAUAUAACAUAUAGCUGCCAUAGAAACUGUAGCUUUAGGUUUGACAAGUUGUACAUUUAGGCCAUACCUUAUAAUAUUAGAAAUAAUAUAUGACAUACAACUGCAAGGGUAUGUGAACUUCGGCGUCACCGAAGCAAACAGUUCUCUUAUGCUUAUUAUAUUUUUUUACAAAAAAUAUUUAAUUGGCACAAAGUAAAAAGCAAAAUAUAACUGGAACUGGUGGGUAUUGCAAGUUUUUAUUCCGAUAUCGAUAUGUUUGAAAAAAUAGAACAAUUCCUUAAUAUUUAUCAAGUAUUUUUUUUUGCUUGUUUACGACUUGAAGUUAAAUUAAAUUAGUGCCAAAUUUGUUCAUGUAGUUAUUAGCCAUAUCUUUUAGGAUUUAAUGCUAAACCCCUUAUUUAUGCGUAAAAUUAAACAUUUCGUCUUUUUUUCUUAUAUAUAUAAACAUAGUAUAAAUUAGUAUACAAUUUUAAUUCAAUUAUUUAUUGGGGACAGCGCAUGAGAGCACAAGCAAAACUAACACUAAAUUAAGAACAAUUUGAAACUUGUGUUUCGAAUGUAAAGUUCCAUUAGUUAGUUAUUUUCUUUAAGUAGUUUAACAAUUAGUAAUUACGAUUAAUAAAAAAAAAACCAUAAACCAAUUAACAGACAAUACAAAUAGUUUAAACAAAAUAAAUAAACCAGUAACAAAAUCAACAAUUAAUAGAAACCUAAGCCCACAAUUAGUUGAAGGCGUGGCAUUUGCCAAAUUUUUGGUAAACAAAAUUGCUUUUUAUUUUUAUUAAGUGCCUUUUGUAUGAGGAGUGAGUCCUGCAGUUAACAGGAGUUGGCUAACUGCCCCGCCUCCCCAGUUGUACCAACUAAUUUCCGCAAUUCGAAACCCCAAUAAUAUAUAUAUAAAACCGAACAACUUAACAAAAACUAUGCACAAACAUUACGAAACACCAAAUCUGAAGAUAAUACGUUUCGGACUAGCUCUAAACUGAAUUCUACAUAGCUAACCAAGAACCAAAAUAAUAUAUUUAAAAAAUAAUACCUUACUAAGAGCAACCAAUAUUUUGUAGUUCUAUAAUAUUUUUAUUCAGCUUGUUUAUUUAUUUAACUUAUUCAAAUAUUUUAUAAUGUUAUGCUUUCUUUCAUAUUUUCGCUUUCUUUUACAAUAAAAAAUUAUAAAAAAAUAUUUACAAUAAAGGUAAGCCGCAGAAACCAAACAAAAAACAAAUCAAAAAUCAAUGAUAAACACGCACCCACAUAUAUAUAUAAUUAUAUUGUCACUAAGCAAACCUCAAGAGGAAAUGAAAUAAAUGUUGUAAAAUUCGUGCCAAGCAAGAAACAAAUGAAAAUUUCACCAAAAACUCAACUAAAUAGCUAAAAAACAAAAAGUAUGGGCGAACCAAAUUAAGUAGAAUAUAGUUUUAUUGUAUAUGAAGCUAUAGCUAUUGAACAUACAGGGUUUUAAAUGUGAGCAAAUAUGUAGUGGAUGGAUAGCUCGGGCGCUCAGAUGAAGGCCUCGUAGCAGCCAAAUGUUGGGUAUGUUGUUUCAUAUGUGUUGAUUAAUGUUGAUGUAAACGUAACUAAGUAACUAACACUGGGAAAAAUAUUUAAAAUAAUAAAAUAAAACCGCAAAACCGCAAAACCGAAAACAAAGAGAAUAUUUAAAGAGCAGUAGUAAGUAGAACAUCACAGCUAGCCGAGUGCGCUAUAUCGAUCGAAAUAAUUGGCCCAGCUAUUCCAGUUCGUGUCUAAUUAGCUUAGGACUAGAUCAAAACGUUUCGGCUUUCGAAACAUGGCAUAGGUUGUGUGCUGCCUUCAGUUGCCGUUCAACAAUUUGGUCAAUUAUCAUUUAGGCGCGAAAGUAAAACAUAACGAAUGUAACGUUCUAUACGACGCGGCAGUCCAAUAUUUUGAUGUAAAUAGUUUAAAUAUUAUAUAAUACAUGUAAAUGUCAUACAGUUAGGUUUAACAAGUGCACAACUUCUAGAUGCGUUCUAAAAAUAAAAAGACUUACAAGUUUUCAAGUGACAUGCUAAAUUUAACAUUUAACGAGCAAAAUGUAGCACAUAAGUUAACAUAUGUGUAGUUAAGUUAAGCCACAACCAAAAACCAGUGUUGCAUAACGCAUUCACAUAGACUAGUCAUCAAACAUUACUAAUAUUAACUAAAUACUACCUUAAAAACAAAUAACGCCAAAGCCCAGUUGCAUUCUAUUUCAAGCAAACACAAAAACACUCUCAACUCAAUUCGAUCACUCGAUUCUCUUAACAUCACCUGCCAACACUUAAGAAAUUCAUCACUUGCCAACACAUAAGAAAUUCAACUCGCACAAAUUGAAAAUAAAUAAUGACAAAAAAUUAUAAAUCAUAACACAUAUCUUCAAACAAAAACGGUGGCCAUUAUGCCGACCUAAUUCUAACAAUCAAAGCAAGAAAAGGAAAACUCCAAUUAUCAUUUCUAAGAUGAAGAACAAACGUACAUAUAUACAAAAUGUAAAUACGAAUCAUUUAAAAUCGAAGAUCAGUGAACACCGCAAAACCCCUUACUUUAUAGAGCUAAGUGGACACACACGCACACACACA